AGAAACAGGAAGUCAGGAAGACAUUUUUAUAAGACCACCAAGAAGAGCAAGCAAACAACAACCUUAAUUUAUGUAUAUACAGAUUACUGACGUCCAAAAUCAACGUGUCCCGUAUCAGAGAGAAGCCUAUGGCUCUGCAGUAAAAAUGGAGGUUCCUUCCUACCUGUCUAGGCUCUUGUCUGAGCUGAACGAACAGCGUAAGAGAGACUUCUUCUGUGACUGCAGCAUCAUAGUGGAGGGACGUGUUUUCAAGGCACACCGAAAUAUUCUUUUCGCCAGCAGUGGUUAUUUUCGGGCCCUCCUGGUGCGUUACCUGCAGGACAAUGGCCAACGAAAUAGCACAGCCUCUCUAGACAUAGUCACAGCCGAGGCGUUCUCAUUCAUCCUGGACUUUCUGUAUUCAGGGAGACUCGCCCUGCGCAGCGACAAUGUCAUCGAAAUUAUGUCAGCUGCUAGCUACCUGCAAAUGACUGAUGUAGUGAACUUUUGUAAGGGCUACAUCAAGUCAUCCCUGGAGAUCUGUAACAGGGAGAGGGAAGGACUGAGAGAGAGACUCAAAGAUAAUGAGGGGUUGGAUGACAGAGGAACCCCUGCUUCUGUCACUAAUGCUCCUUUUGCUUCCAAUUUUGAAGGAGACAAAAGGGCCGCUCGGGUCACAGAGGCCCUCAGCCCUGAUGACGCUCCAACGGCUGCCGUCUCCACACCACCUGCAACAAGUAGCAAAGACUCAGAGAGCGAAAACUCACAAGGAGGAUAUCCCAACCCGUCUCAUAUGAAUGCUCCAAUAAAGAGGAGUCCAGGCCUAGGUUUGGUUAACUCAUCCACCCCAGGUUUGCUUUUGGGGUUGGUGCACCCCAAAAUCGAGUAUGACCCUGAUGAAGAGGGUGAGUCUUCUCGGGAAUCCAAAGACACCACUCUUUAUCAAGGCCCACAUGAUGGGGAGAGAGCGGUUAACACUAGUCCAACUCCAAGCACUGAACAUCCCUCAAUAUCAUUUCCAAUGAAACAGUUCUCAGAUGUGCUAUUCAGAGGGGGAAGCAACCCUAACCGUGAUGAACAUUUCUCCCAGAGCUUGGGGUAUGGUAUUGGAUUUGGUCGUAUGGAUGAGGCGCUUGGCCCCGGGGGUCCCUGUGGUAUGGAGAUUCAAAAUGAUUGGUAUGGGGAUGAUCCAGGGAGACUGCACAAAUGUCCGUUCUGCCCGUAUACAGCCAAACAAAAGGGUAUUUUGAAGAGGCACAUCCGUUGUCACACAGGAGAAAGACCCUAUCCUUGUGAGGUCUGCGGCAAACGUUUUACACGUCAAGAACAUCUUCGAACUCAUGCAAUUUCGGUCCAUCGGUCCACGUGGCCCAUAGUCUGCAAAGGCUGUCGGCAAGUGUUCUCAGGCAUUGUAUCCCAAGGAAUGAAGCGAUAUGGACUUUGUGAUAGCUGCACCUUUGUUACUACAACUAAUGACAACCCCUCCUCCUUGAACCUCAGCAUCCAAUCAGAGGCUAUGGAGAGGGCUACCAGAGACUCCGAUUGGCCUGUAUUCAUGGUGGAAGGGGAUGAAGCAGAGCCCAGCAUUAGUGUUGCUGAACAGGAUGAAACACAGGAUGAAAAGCUAAUUGUUGCAAGACAGCUUGCAGAGAAUGGCCCACUAUUGUAGAUUGAUUUGCACUGUUGCACUUUUUUUUUUAAUGUUUACCAAAUUACUAUCAAAAGAAAGGUCUUUGGGAAGUUGUAAAACACAAGUUUACACAGUGUUCUCCAUUUCAAACUAUAGCCAUUUGUCUUGAGAUUAUUUGGGGGUCAGGAAAAAUGGUUAAUUACUUAAUUGUAUUUACACUUGGUUUUGAUUUAGUAUAAAUCUGCAUUGGUUAAUUAUGAAAUAACAUAUUUUGCUGUAUGACAAUGAGGGCCCAACAGACUAUUGAAUGUGCUGUGGCAUUUGUGUGAAUGAGUAUUGUAAUUGUUUUAAAAAAAGCACCAUCUCAUAUGUGAUCUGCCUUAAACACCAUAAUUAACGGUGUUGUGAGAGUAACACUUUACAAUAAGUUUACAUUAGUUAACAUGAACUAACAAUGAACAAUACUUUUACAGUAUUUAUUAAUCUUAGUUAAUGUUAAUUUCAACAUAUAGUAACUUAUUUUUUAAAUCAAAAGUUGUAUUAUGUUAACAUUUGUUAAUGAACUAUGGACUCACGUGAAUUAACAAUGAAUUGUUUUAUUAACUAACAUUAAAAAUGAUCAAUAAAUGCUGUAAAAAUAUAAUGUUCAUUGUUAGUUCAUGUUAACUAAUGUUAACGAAUUGGACCUUAUUGUAAAGUGUUACACCAUUGUGAGAAUGUUGUCUGUCCCAGAAGUAUUUUGUUUUGUCAUAGCACACCAAAAAGAAUAUAUAUAUAUAUAUAUAUAUAUAUUUAAUUUGGUUGGCUACAAAAGAGAAAAAAAAGGUUAUUUAUUCAAUUGUGUUUAUGCAACUAUUAUGUUUAGCCUUUAUAUUCAUUAUCUUUGCUUCAUGAAAGUCAUAAUGCUAAUUGCAUUUUUAUUCCAUUUGUCUUCCUUUGAGA
This is a messenger RNA of Xyrauchen texanus (razorback sucker), 2551 nucleotides long. RefSeq names its product zinc finger and BTB domain-containing protein 8B-like. Lineage: Eukaryota; Metazoa; Chordata; Actinopteri; Cypriniformes; Catostomidae. The record is from RefSeq and is a predicted model, not a curated record. The transcript is spliced from 4 exons. Gene Ontology annotation, molecular function: protein binding; DNA-binding transcription factor activity, RNA polymerase II-specific; RNA polymerase II cis-regulatory region sequence-specific DNA binding. Gene Ontology annotation, biological process: regulation of transcription by RNA polymerase II. The coding region runs from base 71 to 1648 and encodes 525 amino acids.